AUGGGAACGUAUCAGCCACAAGCACGCCAAUAUUGGCUCCUGACUUAUCCACGCACGAGUUCGAAUUUGUUAGUCAAAAUUUUGGGUCUGGAAGAACAGCCAAAUAUUAUGCAAGGCCAUGUACAAGGUGGCUAUUUCUUCUUGCCGGUCAUUCAACUGAUGAUCGAGUUGAAUCUUCGCGGCCGAGGCGUUCAUGAAUGGACCGAAGACGAAAGAAAACAAAUGAAGGAAUGCUAUCAGAGCUGUUUCAACACAUUACAUCAGCAUCUAGAAGAUGCUAAGAAGAAAGGGUGCUCAGUUUUCGUGAAGGAACACUGCCAUUUUAUGGCCCACCCUGCCUCUAUGACGAAAGAGCUAAAUGGCUUGAUCGUGCACGAGGAGCCGUGGACUAUUGAGUUCCCUGAGAUAUAUAGCCAACUCACAACGCGCUCGAUACAGAAUGAAACAGUCCUCCCGGACGGGUUUCUUCGCCAAUGGUUACCUACCUUCCUCAUCCGGCACCCUGCAUUGGCAUUUCCGUCCCGCUAUCGCGCGUCUUUGGAUCUAGAUAACGCAGAUGGAGACUCGAUUGGUGGCGACCAAGGCACGUUAGGCAUGACUCUGCAUUGGACUCGACUUUUGUAUGAGUGGUACAGUCAUAACCUCACAGCCGAAGAGGCCUUUAUUGACGGGGAUGCUACCUGGCCACUCGUUCUAGACGGAGACGACGUGAUGGCUAAUCAAGGCGUUGUCCUUCGAUUCGGCGAAAUACUUCAACUCGACACGACAAAGAUGCGCUUUUCCUGGAAGCCCGUGCCGGAGGAACAGCGGGCUAAACUGGAGAUGCGGCCGAAACGGAUGCUAUCGACAUUGCUUGAUUCGGAGGGUAUUAUAAAGGGCAAGACUGCAGAAAAUCUUGAUAUCGACGUUGAGGUGAAGAAAUGGCAUAAUGAAUUUGGUGGGAAGGUAGCUGUCCGACUUGAGGAGUUGGUAAGAGCUGCUAUGCCAGACUACGAAUUCCUGAAAUUGAGGAAACUCAAGGCAAAAAUAAGUCUUCCGGCGGUUUGA
Messenger RNA from Penicillium argentinense, 1047 nucleotides. RefSeq lists its product as uncharacterized. Bases 1 to 1047 code for a protein of 348 amino acids. The transcript has a single exon. NCBI's taxonomy places the organism in Eukaryota, Fungi, Ascomycota, Eurotiomycetes, Eurotiales, Aspergillaceae. The record is from RefSeq and is a predicted model, not a curated record.